Messenger RNA from Neocloeon triangulifer, 1188 nucleotides. RefSeq names its product prostaglandin reductase 1-like. Gene Ontology annotation, cellular component: cytoplasm. Bases 112 to 1125 code for a protein of 337 amino acids. Gene Ontology annotation, biological process: prostaglandin metabolic process. Gene Ontology annotation, molecular function: 2-alkenal reductase [NAD(P)H] activity; 15-oxoprostaglandin 13-reductase [NAD(P)+] activity. NCBI's taxonomy places the organism in Eukaryota, Metazoa, Arthropoda, Insecta, Ephemeroptera, Baetidae. The transcript is spliced from 9 exons. The record is from RefSeq and is a predicted model, not a curated record.
CAUGUGUGACAAACUGGGGCCGCCCAAAUAAAUAGGACCAGCUGGCUUCCAAAACAAGCAGUACAACUUUUGCUCCUGGUCUGGCGAGUUGAUUGUACCCAAUUUAGCACCAUGGUUAAAGCAAGGAAGUGGAUUAUUGCCAAAAACUUUGAGGGAGCGCCCAAGGAGAGCAAUUUCAAACUUGUCGAAGAGGAACUUCCCGCUAUAAAGAAUGGAGAAAUUUUGCUGGAGGCUCUGUAUUUCAGUGUUGAUCCUUAUAUGAGAGCUUUUGAUCUCUCUGGCUUGAUUGGACAGCGAAUGGUUGGGUCUCAAGUCGCAAAGGUUUUGGAAAGUAAGCACCAAGGCUAUAAACCUGGUGACUUGGUGAUGGGGUACUUUGGGUGGCAGAGCCACUCAGUGCACCAUGGAGACGAGCCGUGCAGUCUUGGGCUUGACUCCAAAAUCAAGCCCUACGUUAUGCCUGAUUUCCAAGGUUUAAGUCCAUCGCUGGGACUUGGUGUCCUGGGAAUGCCAGGAAACACGUCAUAUUUUGGAUUCCUUGAAAUCUGCCAGCCUAAAGCAGGCGAAACUGUGGUGGUCAAUGCUGCUGCUGGCGCGGUUGGAAUGCACGUCGGACAAAUUGCCAAGAUCAAGGGUUGCAAAGUAAUCGGAUUCGCCGGGUCUGAUGACAAAGUAGACUGGCUGAAGAAGGAGAUUGGCUUUGAUGCAGCUUACAAUUACAAGAAAGUCGACAUUGACGCGGCUUUGGCUGAGGCAGCACCAAAUGGAGUUGACUGCUACUUUGAUAAUGUUGGUGGAGAAAUGAGUUCAACUGUUAUCAACAGAAUGAACCAUUUUGGCAGAAUUUCUAUUUGCGGUGCGAUUUCUGCCUACAAUGAUACAGAAAAACCAAAAGCCACAAUCAUCCAGGGUGCGAUGAACAGAAGUGAGCUGAAAAUGGAAGGUUUCAUGGUGUACAGGUGGGAAGACAGGUGGCUCGAGGGCAUCAAGCAGAACAUCGCUUGGAUCAAAGAGGGAAAACUGAAGUACCAGGAAACAGUAACCAAAGGAUUCGAGAACAUUCCUAAAGCUUUCAUUGAAAUGAUGGAGGGCAAGAACUUUGGAAAGGCAGUUAUUAAAGCUUGAAACAUUUAAACAAAAUGUAUUUUUACCAUUAAUAAAGCAUUUGUUUACUGAUUUAUAUAAAAA